AUGCAAUAUUACUUCAGGAGCGUCUUCCUGAUGCUUUUUCCCAACGGAACGGUUAUGGUCAACUACCGAGUUCGAGUCAAAGGACCCUGCAGCCUGGAUCUUUCAAAUUUCCCGCUCGAUUUGCAGACUUGCAAUUUAAUAUACGAAAGGUAGAAGCUUCCCUUAAUCUCUACUCAAAAUGUGAGACUCCAGCUUCAACUACAACCGCCACGAGGUGCAAAUGAAAUGGUCCGAGGCGGAAAAGCCCGUUUUUGCCCUUUCCCAGAUAGUUUUGCCUGAUUUCGACUUGUUUGACAUCCAAACGGCUCGUAUCCAAGAGGUUUUAACAUUUUAUCAAAUAUGACUGAGACCAAAAUUUUCAGCCUUAUCCAGCUGGAAUGUGGGACGAAUUGCACGUGAAAAUUAUUUUUGAACGUCGCUUUAUUUGGUAUUUCAUGCAAGCCUAUCUGCCCACUUAUCUCACUAUCUUCAUCAGGUUUAUCAGAUUUUAUUUCAAAAAGAGAAAAUCUUACUGAGAUUGCUGCUGCUCCCAGCUUGAUGGCGGCCUAGUAGACGUUUGAACAAUUGCGAAACUCUUAAAAACAACUUUCGAAAUAAACUUCAAGCAAAUAUUUGAAGAAAGAAACGGAAAAUAGACAAGUUGUGGGAGAAUGAAAGGGAAAGAGUUAUUAAACUUCAAAAAUCGCAAAAUGGUAAUACUUUUUGAUCAUUUCAAAAUAAGUAAUCGGAGUUAUUGGCCGUAAAUUUCACCUAGUUUUGUCAAUCGUCAACAGAAAAAAAAAUGGGGUUUUCGUGGAGAAAUAAAUAUAUUUUCAAAGUAAUUUCGGGGAUUUCAAAAUUGACGCGUUUUCGUUUAAAAAUAUUUCGCGAAAUUGGCAAAAUUGGUCCUCUGGAAAAAUUUGGCCCCACCAUGAUAUAUCAGGACAUGUGACUUUUACGCGCGAAUUUGAAAAUUUUAACCGAAAUGUCCAAAUAGCUUCAAAAGUUGACGUUUUGCGGGUAAAAGUCGAAUAUCGCGACGUAUUGAACUUGAAAACGGCAUCUUAAAAACUGAAAUAUCGUAAAACGAUAUGAAAACACAAAAAAUACAAGAUUCGCCGUAACAAUUGCUCUGUCUUCCACAAAAUUCUUUCUCCAAUUUUCCUCUAUUCAGCUGGGUAUCAUUCGCUCUGGGACCACGAGCGAUUCCAGCAAGGACCAUGUUAGGAGUGAACAGUCUGCUGGCGAUCGUCUUCCAAUUCGGAAAUAUUAUGCGAAAUUUGCCAAGGGUCUCAUAUAUCAAGGGUAUCGGUGAGUUCGUUCUUUUAUAAAUCAAAUAUUGAAAAGAGUUUUUCAGACGUUUGGAUGCUAGUUUCUAUGACGUUUAUCUUUUGUUCGCUAUUGGAGUUGGCAAUUGUGGGAUUCAUGGUUCGAGAUGAAACUGCGGGAAGGCGAAAAGCGACACAGAAAAAGGUGGGGAAAACCAUGGAAAACCAAUAAGGAAUACCACAAAUACAAAGCUAUCUAGAAAUCAAUUAUAAAGAUCAUCGAUGUGCUAGUUGGAUAUUACUAGGGCAUAGCUAUUCAAAAAUUCGUUUUUGAAAAAAAUUGACCUUUCAAAAGUUGAUUUUAUACACAUAAAUUAGAAAAAUGGAACGUCACUUAGAAAAAAAAAAGCAAAUUGAGGCGAUUCGAACAUCAUAUCUAGCAACCUUUAAGCAUUGGUCAACCAAAUUUAAUAUAAUCGAAAAAGAGAAUGAACUAUAAAUAUAAAUAAAAUAAAAUGUUUACGAGCCAAAAACUCAUCAAUUUUACAGCUCUCCCGGGAAGAAUCGCCUCAAGGAAUUUUGGCCAACGAAAAACGGUUCAUGUUUCCGCCUGGGUGUACAGCCGUGGUCUCCUCUACGGUUUUUGAAAAUUGCAAAAUUUCAAUCAUUAUUAUUUCUAGACUUCUCAAUCGUCUGCUUGGACGCCGGAACGUAUCGACUCUAUAUCAAGCUUCAUGUUCCCUUUCUCAUUUUUCGUCUUUAACGUCAGUUUUUACUUGAACGUCUAUUUCUAUACUUUUUUUUACAGAUUGUCUAUUGGUCAUACUACAUACAACGAAAAGAAAUCAUCCGUGAAUCGAUCAUCAAUCAGUCUGCUUAA
Molecule: messenger RNA, 2127 nt
Organism: Caenorhabditis auriculariae
Lineage: Eukaryota; Metazoa; Nematoda; Chromadorea; Rhabditida; Rhabditidae
Source: the annotation of a GenBank genome assembly